Ostrea edulis (European flat oyster) is the source of this 884-nucleotide messenger RNA. RefSeq lists its product as uncharacterized. Lineage: Eukaryota; Metazoa; Mollusca; Bivalvia; Ostreida; Ostreidae. The record is from RefSeq and is a predicted model, not a curated record. The coding region runs from base 56 to 730 and encodes 224 amino acids. The transcript is spliced from 3 exons.
AACAGAGCUUUAUUGACUCUUGUCGUCAUUAGCUUUAGGUUAAGAUUGUUCCGCCAUGUCCGUCUGUCCAGUCCCGACAGCGAUAUCUAACGGAUACUACGUCGGUGCUAAGGUUUCGUAUGCCACCGGUGACGUCAUACAGUAUAUCUGUAAUACCGAUUAUGUCAUGUCCGGGAGUCCCAUCGUCACGUGUAACAACACCGGGGUGUGGCUGCCCACCUCCGGGUCUCUGCCAGAAUGUAGUAGUUCGUAUCUCAACAACAUUUGGGUUAUCCUGGUUUUAUCGUUGAUGGGAUUCAUCGCAUUCAUCAUAAUUUUGCUCCUAAUCGCUCUCUGCAUCCGAUAUUUUUGCAAACACCGUGUUUACGAUGAAGAAAGUGAGACAGAUGGCCACGGAUGCUGCCGUCGGUUUUGCUCUUGCUGCAGUUCAUCAGACUAUGACAGUGAAAAAGAAAAACCAAAGCAUACUGCAAGAAAACCACUCCGAAAAAAAGCUCCUGCAAAGAAAACCAAUAAAGCUGGUGUGAGGGCUGGUAAAUCAACUAGAAAGAAAGUUGUGUCCAAAAAAGGGAAAGUAAUGAGGUCUAGAAAAGGCGGGAAAACAUUAAAGAAAGGAAAGGAAGCACCAGCAGAGAAUGGCAGACCCUCUAAUUCUCGCGAGGCUAAGUCUGUUACAGCAUGGAAACCGUUUGCAAACCCUGUUCGAAAUAUUAACACCAGCACCAAAUAGAACUGUCUGUUACACAUACAUGUAUAUCUGUUACAAGCCAAUAUUCACAGCUCAAAUGAUAUUUAUACACAUUGUAGUGAUAAUCAUUUCCUCAUGAAUGUGAUGCAAUUGUAAACAAUGCACGUAUGAAUACAGAUAAAUAUAGUACGUCUAA